AUAACUUUGCCUGCACAGUUCCCUUAUGAUAGUUAGUAAGUGUUGCAAGUAUGAAAGCAAUAGUUUUGAUACUUAAGGAAUAAAAUGGACAUAAAAUUUCAAUAUUUUAAGUAUAAAAAGGGCACAUAAUUCUGUCAAAAUGCACGCCAGAGUUAACUUUGCCUGCCCAGUCCCCUCAUGAUAGUAAGUAAGUGUACCAAGUUUGAAUGCAAUAGCAUUGAUACUUUCUGAGAAAAAUGGACCUAAACGCAAAACUUAACCGGACGCCGACUCAGACGCCGACGCCAAGUUACCUGCAGGCAAACAAAGAUUUAAUGAAGCAGAUUGACUCCGGAAAGGCUGAUGGCUAUGAAUUACGUAAACUUCUCACAGAAAUGCAGGGAGCCGACUACAUACCAGGAUCGGAAGAAAUUGAGAACUUAAUGAACGCCUGUAGGAAAUUAAACGACUUCAGUCUAGCAGUGCGUGUUUUGGAAGCUGUCAAGUGGAAGUGAGGAACUGAUGCAGCACUAUACAACAAGCUAUUAGCCAGUGUGAAGCCCACCCUAGAUAAACUGGGGAUCUCCACUGUGGACCAGAUUGGUUAUGAAAAGCCGGAGUACUGGUAUCCAGAUGCCGAUGACGUGCACAACUAUGACCCCAAAACUGGAAAGGAACUGUAGAAAUAAUAGCAAACUGGGACAAACUAUUUUAUGGUAUUAAAACAAGGAGGCAAAUUCCAAUGAAUCUUCAUACCUUGACCAUGAACUUGAUGACCAUUUAAUGUUUAGGGACUAUUUAUUAAAACAGUAUAUGUGAAGAGUGAGGACAUUAUGUGUGCUUAGAACUUUGGUGGAUUAAAACAUCUCUGCAUGGUAACUUUUGCAACCAUUAAAUGUCAUUUAUGAAAAUGUUGAAUAUGUUUGAAGACUUUGAAAUAAAAUGUUGAUUGUA
Molecule: messenger RNA, 933 nt
Organism: Dreissena polymorpha
Lineage: Eukaryota; Metazoa; Mollusca; Bivalvia; Myida; Dreissenidae
Product: cytochrome c oxidase subunit 5A, mitochondrial-like
Exons: 6
Biological process (GO): mitochondrial electron transport, cytochrome c to oxygen
Cellular component (GO): mitochondrial inner membrane
Source: RefSeq, a predicted model, not a curated record